AUUUUCAAAUUACAAUCGUCUCUCUGAAAAAUCACCUUUAAUUCUGGGAAUUAAUAGAUAGAAAGUAGAUUUCAUCUGUGUCCGUUGUUUGAGAAGCUGAGUUAAUCCAAAGAAUGGAAACAUUUGCAUCGUUCUUCGACUCCCAAUCGGCCUCUGGGAACCGUUGGAAUUAUAAUUCGCUGAAGAAUUUCCGCCAGAUUUCACCUGUCGUUCAAACUCAUCUCAUACAGGUUUAUGUCUCACUAUGCUGUGCUUUAAUGGCAUCGGCUGUAGGGGCUUACCUCCAUAUCCUUUGGAAUAUCGGAGGUUUUCUUACUACCUUAGCAUCUGUCGGUAGCAUCAUUUGGCUAUUCUCCGUGCCUCCUUAUGAAGAGAAAAAAAGGGUUUCAUUACUUAUGGCCGCUGCGCUCUUUCAAGGGGCCUCUAUUGGUCCUCUGAUUGAAUUGGGUAUUGACUUUGACCCAAGCAUUGUUCUUGGUGCUUUUGUUGGUUGUGCUGUGGCAUUUGGUUGCUUCUCGGCAGCUGCCUUGGUAGCGAGGCGUAGAGAGUACCUGUACCUUGGAGGCCUACUGUCUUCUGGUCUCUCCAUCCUCUUCUGGUUGCACUUUGCGUCUUCAAUUUUUGGUGGUUCUAUGGCCCUUUUCAAAUUUGAGUUGUAUUUUGGUCUUUUGGUGUUUGUGGGCUAUAUCAUCGUUGACACCCAGGAAAUAAUUGAGAAGGCACACUUUGGGGAUCUUGACUAUGUGAGACAUGCCCUGACCCUAUUCACUGAUUUCGGCGCUGUCUUUGUUAGAAUCCUCAUCAUCAUGUUAAAUAAUGCUCUUGAAAAGGAAGGGAAGAGAAAGAAGAGGAGAAACUGAGUUAGCUGAGCAGCAAUGAUGUAGGCAGUAUGCUAGAUGACUCUUAACUUGUUUUCCUUUGUAACCCAAAUGUUAUAGCAGUUUAAAUUUAUUAGGCUUAUGAAGUGCUGUGUAUGUGUUUUGUACAUGUGACAUGUAAUUCAUCUCUUUCUUUUUCUCUCUAUCAAAUGGUAUAACAGUAUAACUUUGAUAAUUUUCU
Messenger RNA from Olea europaea var. sylvestris, 1059 nucleotides. RefSeq names its product bax inhibitor 1-like. Lineage: Eukaryota; Viridiplantae; Streptophyta; Magnoliopsida; Lamiales; Oleaceae. Gene Ontology annotation, cellular component: membrane. The transcript is spliced from 6 exons. Bases 114 to 860 code for a protein of 248 amino acids. The record is from RefSeq and is a predicted model, not a curated record.